CGAUGUAAACACCGGCAUGAUUCCUGCCCCACGUCAGCUAGUCGAGAAAAUUACCAACAGUCAUGUCAAAACACAGCGAAAUGAGAAGAAGAAACAAUCAAGACAGAACACACGAUCCAAAAAUUAAAACCAAUGAUUUUAAGCAUAAAUCAAAGUCUAAACAGUCUUUUACCAAGCCGUCAAAUCUCGCCACAAUUUUCCUGAUGGUAAUCGUUAUUUCGGGUAUAGGCUACUGGAGAUAUCAGACAAUGCUUAAAGAAGUGGUAAAAAUGCCUCUUGACGUUCAUAAAAUAAACCACGACAAUUCGACCAGUGCAACAGUAAAUCCUGAUCGUUUCUGGGGUUCGUACAGGCCAAAUUUGUAUUUUGGAAUGAAAACUCGUUCACCACAGUCCCCACUGUUUGGUUUUAUGUGGUUGACACAAUUUGCUCGUGAAAUGCCUCCUCCAGUGAGGCAUUGGUGCGACCAAGGAGAUAGUCUUCAGAAAUAUGGAUGGUUGAAACAUGAUGGAGUUAAUUUUGGUAUACAGGAAUUAGAAGAGAGAACAUACAAAAUAAGAACAGAGUUUGUGAAAAGAAUUGGUGGUCAACAUGGUGGUGAUUGGACAGCCAGAAUAUCAGUCACACCAAAGGGAUCCGCCAAAGAGACGGUCGUUUCCCUUAUGUUCUAUGUAGCCUUGGAUGGACAGGGAACCUUACAACAAGAAUUAAUCAAAAACCGACUUUCGGCAGUUACAGGAUCCUCCGAGGAAUUGGGAGACUUCAGUCUUUCGUUUUCAAAACAGAAAGGACCGAAUUCUGCGAAGUAUAAUCAUCUAAUUUCUCACGUUUCACGAUUAGACAAAAUUACCGAUUUAGUGAAAAAUGCUUUUCAAGUUAAAGCUUGGGACAAAGAGCAUACACUGCCAUUCUUCGCUUUAGGUGGACGACUGGUACCACGGGAGAGUCCAGGCGGUCCGAACAUCAUGGUCUACCAAGUUACUGUACAGCUCCCGUCUGAAAUAGAAAUUGUGUAUGAAUCUGGUAGCUUUGUAAACCGACCGAAUACUUUGUCAGGAGACAUCUUUCAGCAGGAAUUAACGAAAUAUUCAACUGCAUUUGAUAAGAGAUUUACUAAAACAUUUGCUUUGGAAGAAAAGGGUUAUAAUUCUGCCGAUAUUGACUUUGCGAAAGCAGCUAUGAGUAAUAUGAUUGGAGGCAUAGGGUAUUUUUACGGUUCUUCAGUGGUACAGUCUAGGUACAAUGACAAGCCAAUCGAGUAUUGGCCUGCCGCCUUGUAUACCGCCGUUCCAUCGCGUUCCUUCUUCCCUCGGGGAUUUUUAUGGGACGAAGGAUUCCACAAUUUAUUGAUAAGUCGAUGGGACAGUACAAUUUCGAAAGACAUCUUAUCACACUGGUUUGAUCUCAUAAAUAUAGAGGGAUGGAUACCGCGAGAACAGAUUUUAGGAGACGAGGCGCGAGCGAGAGUUCCUGUUGAGUUUGUGGUGCAACAUAAUGAGAAUGCAAAUCCACCAACUCUGUUCCUUCCACUUCAAAGACUAGUCAGUGAAAUGAAAGGAAGUACCGAUCCAAAAGACAGGCAUUUCUUAGAGAGUAUUUUUCCUCGUCUAAAAACUUGGUUUGAUUGGUACAAUUCCACUCAAAGAGGCUCUCAGCCAUUGACGUAUCGAUGGAGAGGAAGAGACUUCCAUCCAAAACAUGAGCUUAAUCCGAAAACGUUAACAUCUGGUCUUGAUGAUUUUCCUCGAGCCUCUCACCCAACAGUCGAUGAGAGGCAUGUGGAUCUUAGGUGUUGGAUUGCAUUAGCAUCCGGGAUACUUGCAGACAUUGCCGAUGCAGUCGGGAAAGAUAGUUCCGAAUACAAGGCAACUUACGCUGUUCUUUCCGAUAAUAAACUGUUACAAACUCUUCAUUGGUGGCCACAAAAGCAGCGAUUUGCUGAUUAUGGUUUACAUACUGAUAAAAUAUCACUAGUUAAACCAAAGCCGCCACCAAAUGUCCAUCCAAAUAAUUUGCCACCAAUGCAGAAAGAGAGAAUGGUCAAAGCAGAACCAACAUAUCAAUUUAUUAAUGCGUUUGGUUAUGUUAGUUUAUUUCCAUUCUUACUUAAAUUUGUAGAUCCAAAUUCUGUUCAGUUAUUCAAAACUCUUGGAGACUUGAAAAAUCCAGAUUUAUUAUGGACCAAUUUUGGAUUACGAUCACUUGCAAGGACCGCUCCUUUGUACAAUAGACACAACACAGAACAUGAUCCGCCAUAUUGGAGAGGUGCAAUAUGGAUAAAUAUGAACUACCUCACAUUAGGCGCACUUAACCAUUAUGCUAAAACUGAGGGACAAUAUCAAAAGUUAGCUAAUGGCAUUUAUACUGAACUGAGAAAUAAUGUGGUCAGCAAUAUAAUCAAAGAAUACAGAAGGACUGGUUAUAUUUGGGAACAGUAUGAUGAUAAAAGUGGAAAUGGAAAAGGCAGUCAUCCUUUCACGGGAUGGUCUGCACUCGUAGUGCUAAUAAUGGCUGAGGAAUAUUAGCCAUUUUUUUAAUAAUACAUUCUAGUCAAUUUACGAUCCAACAAAACUUGCUAUUUUUUCUUAUUUUAAAAGUAAAUUGAAUGUUAUCAAUAUGCAAUAUUUUUGGGACAUCAACAGGCAUAGCAUAUUGAUAGGUACAGUAAGUUUACAGAGCAGUGUGUUUUUGAGGAUUUUUUAAAAAAAGCUACAUGCAAAUACUGGUAGAUCUUAAAGUUUGAAAUGAUUGUUUCAUUCUUUGUAAGAAAAUGGGGGAAAGCACACAACAACUCAAGUUUGCUCAAAAUUGAUAAGUGUUACGGGAUCUUCACUUAACUCAGGGACCAAGUUGGAUGCAAGACAUCGUUUUAUCAUCUCCAUAUUAUGCCAUUUACGGAUUCUGUGUCUGAGGGGAGUUUGAACUUUCUGAUUUAUUUUAGCCGUCAAUAGAGAUUUUUGAGGGCUUCCGAAUUAGAAAAAAGCUUCGGAAACAGAAUCCCAAAAAGAUACUUCAUUGUCGUAAGGAAUCAUUUUGAAUUAAUUUACAUUCAUUCCAUGAGAUAUGAGCGCCAUAACUGUGUGAAUGUUUAUUGUAUGCUUAAGUUUAUUUAAUAUGAUCUGUUAAGCAUAACUUGGUGUCCCUCGUAAACUUUCCAUAGGUUUAGUAGAGUUUUGGACAAUGUUUAUUGUAUGCUUUAGUUUUUAUUAAAUAUGAUCUGUUUU
This is a messenger RNA of Mytilus californianus (California mussel), 3224 nucleotides long. RefSeq names its product mannosyl-oligosaccharide glucosidase-like. The record is from RefSeq and is a predicted model, not a curated record. Gene Ontology annotation, biological process: protein N-linked glycosylation; oligosaccharide metabolic process. Gene Ontology annotation, cellular component: endoplasmic reticulum membrane. Gene Ontology annotation, molecular function: Glc3Man9GlcNAc2 oligosaccharide glucosidase activity. The coding region runs from base 63 to 2525 and encodes 820 amino acids. The transcript has 2 exons. Lineage: Eukaryota; Metazoa; Mollusca; Bivalvia; Mytilida; Mytilidae.